UUUUGUAACCAUCAUCCUCUCUCUCUCUUACCUCUCGCUACCUCCCUUCGUUCCCUUUUCACGCUCUUUUUUCUCCCAAUGGCGCAUCUAAUUGCGAUCGCACUCCUCGUCGGACUUCUUCCGAGCGGGCUAGCUGGUCCAGCAUGCGCUCAGAAGUACAAAGACACCAGCGACUGCAUUCAGAGAUGCAGCUCGAAAUGGGGCUAUCCCGGUCUUAUGAUGGGUAACGACCCUUGGGGCUCAGUCAUGGAAGCGAAGACAGGCAAAACAAUCGACGACUUCUACCUCCAAGUCGCCAUUGCCUGUGGCCAACCAAACGAUACCAAGCCCAUGACCCCGUCCUCUUCUGCCAAGCCUGAGCCUACACUUCGCCAGGGCCUCGGUACCCAGGCAACCUCGAGCACUAGUGCCCCUGCUCGUUUUAUCACUUCUGUUCGUCCAUCGUCGUCCACAACUUCCACCACCAAGUCCUCCACUUCCGCCAAACCAUCUACAUCUUCAACCUCCACCAAACCAAAGACAACCUCUACAACACCACCGCGUCCGUCUUUCGCUGCUUUGGCCCAAACUAAUGCAUUCGCCGCCCCGCCCCCUGCGACCACCCAGCCAAAGACCAACACUGAUGCCAACAACUCGAAAUCCAACUCCAACUCUAAUUCGAAUGCCAACGCGAACACUAACAAGUCGAACUCCAACUCGAACGCUAACACCAACUCCAACUCCGGCAACAAGCAGAGCAACUCCGACUCUAACAGCAACAAGAACACCGGAAGCUCCGGCUCGACCGGAAACUCUGGUGGAUCUGGAGGAAACGGUAGUCGUGCGUCGAACGCCGAUGUCCAAGCCUACCUCAAGGGUCAUAACUCGAUCCGUGCCAAACACGGAGCUGUCGAUGUUACAUGGAGCAAUGAGGCUGCAGCGAAGGCCCAGCAAUGGGCUGACCUGUGCACUAACCAGCACUCUGGUGGAACCCUCGGUCCAUUUGGAGAGAACCUUGCUGCUGGUACUGGUAGCUACAGCAUCUCUGAGGCCGUCAAGGACUGGACGGAUGAAGUUACCGACUACAACCCCGGUAACCCCAAGCCUUCACACUUUACGCAAGUCGUUUGGAAGGCCACCACACAAAUUGGCUGUGCUGUCCAAACCUGCUCCGGUAUUUUCCCUGGCUUUGGUCCUGCUCAAUACUAUGUCUGCGAAUACUCAAGACAAGGCAACGUUAUUGGUCAAUUUGGACAGAACGUUCAGGCGUAG
This is a messenger RNA of Mycena indigotica, 1251 nucleotides long. Its product is annotated as SCP domain-containing protein. Bases 79 to 1251 code for a protein of 390 amino acids. NCBI's taxonomy places the organism in Eukaryota, Fungi, Basidiomycota, Agaricomycetes, Agaricales, Mycenaceae. The transcript is spliced from 7 exons. The record is from RefSeq and is a predicted model, not a curated record.